AUGCCUCUUGAUGCUCUGAGGUGGAAAGCCCGAAUUCUUGCUAGCCGGGAUCCCCGCCCAACUAGUGGGUCCUUCGUCACCACUUAUCAAAUUAUUCGAAAUUUCGAAGCUGCUCUCAUAUCUAUGGAACGCGAUCCUACAAUCGCGUAUAUGCUUUUCAAAGUCAUCCACGAAGCAUUCCAGAAAUGUCCUAACACGAGAACGAGGGAAUCUCAUCGAAUGGAACCAAUGCGCCGUUAUAAAGGGUAUGGCGAAGAUGUCCUGGACACUCUAACCUCCAAUCCAGAUUUGAGCUUCAAAUUGGCAUUGCGAUUUCUAAGUGUGAUGCGGAUUCAACCUUCUACUGAAAGAACUAUUGGCAUCGAUUCGCUAUACCCAGGCGAAGUCGAAGUGAAAGCGCUCAUUCAGCUUAUGAAGCAGGAUCCUUUGGAGGGCCCUCGAUUAAUGUCACGAAUUCGUCGAUGGGUCUAUGCAGAAAUGUCAGAAGCUUUCGUGUAUCUAUUUAAAGUGCCGUUUGGAUCGUACAAGCCAAGCGACAGCGAGCAAUGCUUGAGCAAAUCUUUGCCCUGUGAUCCAUUAAGUCCCAGAGAGGGUUUGCUCACUGAUCUCCAGAGACGUUUAUUGCGAGAGAUAGUGAUGCAUUUGGUGUAUGAAAUAGUGAAUCAAGAAAGGGUUUGCUCCCUUCAUGAGCUAAACCCACUAGUUGACGCUCUACUUCGAUCAUCUGGCGACUUAUUUGUGGCAAUCAUGUCAAGUCGUGAUAUUUUGGACCCCGUCGAACCAUCUUCUCACGCAGAGAACACUGAUCUGAAUAUACGACAAGAAUUGCGAACAGGGCCUCGUUAUGAACGAGAGUUGGGUAUUCUGAUGUGGCAUUUGGAACAUCAGAGUGCUAAUUCGGCAUUUGAAGAUGCCAAGAUUCUCCUCACCGAAUUUAGGACCGCGGUGGGCCAAGCGUUCGUGAAGGGGUUCGCCAAAACUCUAUGCCAUCCUCUCAAAACAAUAUACCAUGAUAUGCUCGUUUCAGCGAAUACGCUCCUUCAUGGAAUGAGGCAUCUGAAGCUUCUGUUCUCGUCGCCUCAUUGUUACCAAGGGGCACCCGCGUUCAUCAAAGCUCUUUUGACACCAACGGGCUAUUUUGUCUUCGAUUCAAUCAUCCAUGCAUCAGAGUUUCCUGCCAUUAGAACUCUUGUAAAAGAGAUUCUUGUGUUUGAAAAGGUGAACGCAAAGACACUUUUCUCCGUGGCUGUCGCAAUGAAGGAGCAUUGGAACCUCGAGAUAGAUCUGAAGUCCUUAAGCGACUUGCAUGGAGUCCUUCAUUCGUUCACCUGCAUCUCCUUUGUUCUUGCAUCGUACCAAGAAUCGUUCUCUCCAAGACUGUUGGCGAAUACGUUGAAGGAGUUUUUCGGCAGUCAACAGAUUCCAUCUUCUUGGAUUUCUAAGGGUACUGAGAAUUGGUAUCGAGAAAAAAAUGUCCAAUGA
Molecule: messenger RNA, 1482 nt
Organism: Australozyma saopauloensis
Lineage: Eukaryota; Fungi; Ascomycota; Pichiomycetes; Serinales; Metschnikowiaceae
Exons: 1
Coding region: 1-1482 (493 amino acids)
Source: RefSeq, a predicted model, not a curated record